AUGGAAUUUGACCGUUCCAACUUAGAAAACGAAGUCGUGGUUCCCUCGACCAACCCUUUAGUGUACAAUCACUCGAUGCUCAACUACUUCUACCCCUCGAGUUGUAUUAAGACUUCCCUGUCGCCUUACCACGACUACCCUGAGGUGUACCACCAUCAAGAAGUUCCCAACUUCACCGUCAACGACAGUGUCAGUUUCCAGCAGAACCCUCAGGAGUACUAUUAUUACCUGCAGAAGAGUUACGAGUAUUUCGAGGCAAAUCGGGAUGAAUCUCAGGCGAGGUGUGGGUUUUGGAACGCGAGUGUGUGCAAUAAUUCUGGUUUGGGGAGUCCCGGUGGUAGUUUUCACCAGCAAUGGGGGUGCAGGGAUGUGGGUUUAGGUCAGGAGUGCGAGGUGGCGGUUCAGGGAGACGCUUUGUUGGAAGACAACUUGGAUAUCAACUCACCAUGUUCGGACGAUUCUUCAGAUGUGAAACACGCAUCAGAAUUUGGCACGAAACCGAGAAAAGAGAGGACGGCCUUCACAAAAAAUCAGAUAAGAGAGCUAGAGAAAGAAUUUUCACAUUCUAAUUACUUAACUCGUCUCCGAAGAUACGAAAUAGCCGUCGCACUGGACUUAACGGAACGCCAAGUGAAGGUUUGGUUUCAAAACAGGAGAAUGAAGUGGAAGCGAACCAAAGGAGGUGAAAGAAGUUCGAAAACGAAAUUAUCGAAAAGGAAGAGUUAGAUUUAGGUUGUUAUAAUCGAAAAUUGACUAAUCGUAUCACUAUUUGUAAGGAAC
This is a messenger RNA of Anoplophora glabripennis (Asian longhorned beetle), 780 nucleotides long. Its product is annotated as homeobox protein MOX-1-like. Gene Ontology annotation, cellular component: nucleus. Bases 1 to 726 code for a protein of 241 amino acids. NCBI's taxonomy places the organism in Eukaryota, Metazoa, Arthropoda, Insecta, Coleoptera, Cerambycidae. The transcript has 3 exons. Gene Ontology annotation, biological process: positive regulation of transcription by RNA polymerase II. Gene Ontology annotation, molecular function: RNA polymerase II cis-regulatory region sequence-specific DNA binding; DNA-binding transcription factor activity, RNA polymerase II-specific. The record is from RefSeq and is a predicted model, not a curated record.